Molecule: messenger RNA, 2944 nt
Organism: Chaetomium strumarium
Lineage: Eukaryota; Fungi; Ascomycota; Sordariomycetes; Sordariales; Chaetomiaceae
Product: nitrogen permease regulator of amino acid transport activity 3-domain-containing protein
Exons: 3
Coding region: 192-2879 (895 amino acids)
Biological process (GO): negative regulation of TORC1 signaling; cellular response to amino acid starvation; TORC1 signaling
Cellular component (GO): GATOR1 complex
Source: RefSeq, a predicted model, not a curated record
GCGUCACUGAGUUGUACAAUACCGUGUAGCAGCAUCCGGUCACCGUCAACCGGAUUCGCAGUUUUCUCAACCCCGGCAGCCGGACCCAUUCCGGAUGGUGGCCGGACCAGGACAAGACUGAAACCGGGAGGCGCAAUCGAAUUGUUCGAAUUGUGAAGUCGCAUUGCAUCUCCGUUCUGGGACCCGUGGCCAUGGCGCCCCCCGUUGUUCCAAACACGGACAAUUUCCUGGGCGUCGCCCUCGUCAUCAACCGCUCGCGAGAUGGGCCGAGAUUUGUGUUUCACUACCCGCCCCACCUUCUGCCGGCAGAGACCGCGAAGCGGGAGGCUGAUGAUGGCGAGGAUGUCGAUGAGGACGACGACAUGCUCCUCGGGCGUCCCCCCUCCCGUGAUGCACCUCUUGAGACUAGCUCGUCCUCGAGCUUGCUCACCGCCCAACUCGCGCAGUGGAAUCAUGAUGACCACCUCAUCACGGACAGCGGCACCCAGAUCGUCCCCUGGGAGCACGUUGCUGGCUUUCCCACCAAGGACCUGGUGAAUGUCCUGACUCCGGCAAGAGCCUAUCAUAAGAGGUUGUUUCAGGUGUCACUGGACCCAAUAUAUUGUGUCUCAUAUCCCAUCUACGUCCCGGAGAACGGAGUGUGGCGGAAGAAGAAGAAGAGCAAGAAACCGCAGAAACAGCGCCAGUCGCAGAGCGAGGCAGGGCUGUCGAGGAAAGAAGACGACGACGCCGUGCCAACUGACGCCGCCGGAUCAACGAAGAGCGCCGGCGAGAAGGGCGAUGCGGAAAAGAUUGAGGUGAGGGACAUGGCGAAACCCCUGACAAGGCCGACCGAAGAGACCGAGGACAAGAAAAGCUCCAUGACCAUGUUCAACCUGGUCUUCUUUCUCAGGCCCAAGAAGCACGAGGUCAAGCCCCUCGUAGACAUAAUGUUUACACACAUAAUCAAAAAGAUCAACAAGGCAUACAAGUACUGCCAGCAGCGGAGUGACUUCGUCUGGAAGGAGUCGAAACGGAUCCAUGCCCUGAAGGAGAAGGGUCGCGAGGACAAGAGGAGGAUGAGUUCGUUAUGGGAAGAGAUCCUGUCGACCUCAUCGCUAGCCGCCUCGAUGCAGGACAUUUACGAGGCCGUGUCCCAGAACAGGAUCGCCGCCUUGCAACUGGACACCACCGAAGGCACGGUAACCCACUCGGUCCAAAUCCCCGUCCCGUUCCACGUGUCAGACCUGCCGCAAGAAGGAGAGCAAGGCCAGCAGGGCCUCUGGUUGACUACGGUGAACUCGCUUAUGGGAGAGGAGGCGGCGGAGACACCGGGCUUCAUGGACAAGAACUUCGCUCUCUUGCUCAUGGUGGAUGAGAGGAGGAUCACUGCAGAACUGCAGAGCGAUCCGGACGAGACCACGCUCGCUAUGAUCGAGUUUGUGCGCCACUGCAAGCCAACUCUCUCCUUCCACCAAGUGUUUCAGCAGUCCAGCAAUAUUCUCACUCCCGCUCAAGUGCGUAAGUUUGCGCAGCACUUCAUCUUCUGGAGGCGGGCCAUCGCCAUCCCGCCACUCCACGCGCGCGACAUGUACAUCGUCAGCCCCAACUGCGACAUGCGGAAGCUGCCGCAAGCAACGGUCCAAUGGGCGCGCCAGUUCCCGAUGUCGCCAGCUCUGCCCAACUUCCUCGCCGAGCUGAGCGUGGCUCCACGCCCGUACAAGCUGCACUGCCCCAGCAAAGCCCACCGCCCGAUCUACAUGGCGAUGCUGGCAUGGCUGAUGCGCGGCGGCUGGGUCACCCAGCUGUGCACCUUCGCAUACGUUGUAGUAUGGCCCGAAAUCAUCUACGAGGUCGAGCACGCGCUGGAAGCCGAGGAGAUUGCGCGUGCCAAACACUCUCAAACCGUGGGCAAUGAACCGGGCAGCCUGGAAAGCGACGACGCCAUCAACACCACCCCGCUCGCUGCGUCAACGCCCGGGGUAGCAGCCCUGGGCGACGCCGCCGUAGCCGGAUUCGCCUCCGGCUUUCUUCCCUUGCUCUACGACGAUGCCCGCGACUCCGUCUCCCCGACAAUAGCAGGUCUCCACGAUCUGUCCCUAUCCCACUCACAGUCUUCCCUCGUCCCGCCAACCAGCAGAACCGCAACCCCUACCUCUCCCUCCACCUCCUCCACCCGAUUCAGCAGCCAUGACAGCCACCACUCCCCUUUCCCCCCACCACCACCAUCAUCAUCAUCCCUGAGACCUUCUUCCAGUAUUAGUAACCAUCCGACGCCGACGCCGGCCGAACAGGCGGCCGAGAAGGCCCGGCUGGCACGCAUAGCCGACAAGGCCGCGCGCGAGCUAGCCGAGCGCGCCACGGCGCACGCGCGCAAGGCCGUGCCGCAGCAGACGGCGCACCCCAGCAUCAACCAAGCGCGCCAUCUCGAGGGGAUGGCGCCGCAUAUUAUUCUGGAUGCCAAGAAGGCGACCGGCAAGGAGAGCCUGUACCUGAGCGCCAUUGGCAAGCGGUUCCGCGAUCGGGUGAAGGGGAAGAAGAUGAAGGCUGGAAGAGGUCGUGAUAUUGGUGAGUCUAAAGUGGAUGAUAUUGGGCCUGGAAGUGGAGCUGGCGCUGGCGCUGGCGCUGGUGAGAAGAAAGAGAAACUGAAGGAAGGGGCUGUCGGUGGCGGUACAGAAAGACGAGAAGCAGGAGGCACGGGAGGCGGAGGCGGCGGAGGGAUCCGUGACCGUGGGGACUGGGAUGAGAGGGUCGCCAACGCGUGGCCUGUCUUCUGCAAGUACUUCAACGGACGGUCCGCGCUGGAACGGAUUGCCCUGCAGGAGGACAUGAAGCGGAAGGAUGUGUGGAACCUGCUGACGUCCAUGAGUGAGUACCUACUCUGCGUGCGUCACUGGUAGGUACUAGCUAGGUAUUGUACCUAGGUAGCAAGGGAUUUGAAAGUUGUGAAUGUCAAAAGCUAAGG